Molecule: messenger RNA, 2763 nt
Organism: Zea mays
Lineage: Eukaryota; Viridiplantae; Streptophyta; Magnoliopsida; Poales; Poaceae
Product: probable WRKY transcription factor 35
Exons: 3
Coding region: 1022-2476 (484 amino acids)
Biological process (GO): regulation of DNA-templated transcription
Cellular component (GO): nucleus
Molecular function (GO): transcription cis-regulatory region binding; DNA-binding transcription factor activity
Source: RefSeq, a predicted model, not a curated record
CCCGGGGUCGGCUCCAGUUUUUUUUUUUUUUUCACCGUGCGUGCAUGUGCAUGGUUGCACUGCAUCUGCAUGGCAUGCGGCCCGGUGGCCGGCAAUCCUUUUUACCAGGCGACAAGCGCCCGACGCGGCCAUGCCGCCUUGCGUAUGGAGGUGGCACACUGGCCGCGCGCGGCCUCCCCCACCUCGCCCGUAUAUGCCCUUCAAAAGGUCAGCCUCUGUCCGUCCGUCGGUCAAUCGUCCGCCGCAGGAGGGAGGGCCGGAGGGCCAGCCCCGGCCAGCAUAUGCGUAUGCAUGCAUGCACACACAUCGUCGCCAGAAGAAAACAAUACGAAGAAAACCACACAAACCCAUCACUCUCGCCGUCCUGUCCCUCUCUUGAUAUGACUGUCUCUCUCUCUCUCAUCUGCCCUCACAUACUUCUUUAUUGUCCUCUCUUGGAAGCCAACUCAAGUUACCCCAUCUCUCUCCCUCCUUUCGUUUCUCCUCACCGUAACCGUGUUCCGUGUGUAUUCUCUCGUCUCUCCUGGUGCUUGCUUGGUGCUAAGAAAAGAUAACUCCCUUUCCGCAGCCCCAUAUCUCACAUCCUGCUUCCCCUCCACCCGGCCUACCUCCUUUUUUGUCCCCCACAAAAGCAAGAACAAGCUUGCUGGAUUGCUUGCUACUAGCUAGCUACCCUCCAAGCAGAUCGAGCGAACCUGACCCUUCAAAAGAUCGUUGUACGUCCUUCUUCUGCCCUAGCCUUCUUCAAUCUCCUUGGUGCCUGCCAAGUUGCCAACACCUGCAUGCACCCAACAAGCUGUGUGCUUCCUGUGCGCCACCGCCACACGGGUCUUGGCUAGCUAGCCUUAUUAGCUUGCUUGGUGCCGCCGGCCAGUUGAUUGGAAAGGAGCAAGAGAAUUAUUGAGCAGUUGGCAUCAACCGCGUCCCUGCAGAAACUAUAGAGGCAGCAGCGACCGGCGAGCUAGAGCGAGGGAUCGGCAACGGCCGCCCUAGCUGCCAGCCGCGCUCGGUACGUACAGCCAUGUGCGACUUCUUCCUUCCGCGGAUGGAGGGCGACCAGGCCGGCGGUGGCGACCUUACCGACAUCGUCCGGUCCGGCGGGGCCGUCCCUAGCAGCGCCGCCGAGGCCACGGCGAGGGAUGAGUGGCAGCUCCACCAGGGGGAGCCGCCGAUGCUCUUCCCGCCGCUUCCCUCGUCGACGGCGACGGCAUCGGAAGCAGGCUGCGCCGCAGGGAGCACCGGCGCUAACGUCUUCGGCGCCGACGACCCUUUCUCCGGCCUCGUGGACCCGUUCUGUACCGACUACUACUCCUCAUGCGCCGACUUCUUGGACGCCACCAUGCCGGACGCGAUGCCCAAGGUCGGCUUCGACGCGGCUAUCUGUGGCGGCAGCGGCAGCGGCUGCGGAGGAGGCGGAGGCCAGGGCCAGCUGAUAGACGUGAGGCGGAAGCAGCCUCUCUUGCCGCGUGGGGUGCAGAUGCUGCCGGUUGGCGCGCUGGCGCCGAGGGAGAUACAACCGUACCCGGCGUUUGCCAGCGACAUGGUCAAGCUCGGAAUCACGGCCGGGCAGGUGGCCGGGUGCGCCAUCGACGCCGCCGUCGUCGGCAUGCAGAUGCCCUCGCCUCGCGCCGCGGGCGGGAUCAAGCGCAGGAAGAACCAGGCAAGGAAGGUGGUGUGCAUCCCGGCGCCGACAGCAGCAGGGGGGAGACCAACUGGAGAGGUGGUUCCUUCUGAUCUCUGGGCCUGGAGGAAGUACGGCCAGAAGCCUAUCAAGGGUUCUCCUUAUCCAAGAGGGUACUACAGAUGCAGCAGCUCAAAAGGAUGCUCAGCGCGGAAGCAAGUGGAGCGAAGUCGGAAUGACCCCAACAUGCUCGUCAUCACCUACACCUCCGAGCACAACCAUCCAUGGCCGACUCAGCGCAAUGCCCUGGCUGGGUCAACUCGGAACCACCACGGCAAGAACAGCAGCGGCAGCUCAGGUUCCAAGGGCUCACAGAACGAGAAGCAAGAGCAACAGCAACCAAGCAACGUCAAGGAAGAGCCCAAGGAUCCGGCGGCCACGACGACAGCCACUAGCACGAUUACUACGUUGACAACUAGUAUUUCUCCGGCAGCGGUUGUGAAAGAGGAGACGUUGGCAGCUGGAUCAUCAGAAGCAUUGGGGCAAGUCAUGGAUACAGCAGUAGCAGACCACAACAUUGAACUCAUGGACCAGGUGUUCAGUGAGAGCUACAGGCCGAUGAUACCGGAGGCCGGCCACCCUGACGACUUCUUCUCCGACCUCGCGGAGCUGGAGUCAGAUCCCAUGAGCUUAAUCUUCUCCAAAGAGUACAUGGAAGCGAAACCAAGUGGUGGUGAUCGUGGCCAUCACGAGAAAGCAAUAUCCAAGGACUUGGAUCCACUGUUUGACAUGCUAGAUUGGUCUGCUAAUUCUUCAUCAGCAGGGAGCUCAUUUGAGCAAGGAAAGAGAGGCUAAUCCAUUGGCAUAUGUGCAGACAUACAUUUGAUCAGAGCUAAUAAUAACUAGAAAUUAAGAUUACCACAAGGUCAGCAAGAAAAUUAAGAUGACAGAGUUUUCCCUUUCUUUCACUUUCUUUUCUCUUUGGUUCUUUUGCUUCUUAUUAUCAUUGUGUGAGAAAGAUUGUAAUUUUUUUGUUCAAGUUGCUCAUAGAUAUGAACCUUAUUUUUUUAAGGUUUGUGUCAGAUUUGGUGUACUUAUAUGCAUGAGAUGAAUAGCCCCUCCGUACUCCGAGGAUUCUUCUA